Molecule: messenger RNA, 4299 nt
Organism: Schistosoma rodhaini
Lineage: Eukaryota; Metazoa; Platyhelminthes; Trematoda; Strigeidida; Schistosomatidae
Source: the annotation of a GenBank genome assembly
AUGCAUAUAAGUUUAUUCAAUGUUCUAAUUUGUUUAAUUUGUAAAUUCAAUUUUCAAUCGUUGAGGAUAAUAAUAUUCAAACCAAUUAGUAAUUUAUAUAAAAUGAAAAUGAAAUCAGGUCUAAACACUUUGAAUAUGGAUAAUUCAUCCAUAGAGAGUAGUGAAGAUAAUUGUAGACAAAAACUUAAAAGAGGACAUUCAGGUGUAAAUCAAUUAGGUGGAAUGUUUGUUAAUGGACGACCAUUACCAGAUACAACACGUCAACGUAUUAUUGAAUUAGCCCAUUCCGGUGCACGUCCAUGUGAUAUAUCACGUAUAUUACAAGUAUCUAAUGGUUGUGUAUCCAAAAUAUUAUGUCGUUAUUAUGAAACUGGUUCAAUUCGACCAAAAGCAAUUGGUGGUAGUAAACCAAGAGUAGCAACUAAUUUAGUUGUAUUAAAAAUAGCUCAUUAUAAAAGAGAAUGUCCAUCCAUAUUUGCAUGGGAAAUACGUGAUCGUUUAUUACAAGAAGGAAUAUGUACAACAGAGAAUAUACCUAGUGUAUCAUCCAUAAAUCGUGUAUUACGCAAUGUCUGUAAUGAUAAUCAACUACCUCUUUCAUUAGGAUCAACUAUUUCACAAAAUGAACAUCAUAACAGUAAUCAUACUAAUAAUGCUAAUCAUACAUUGAAUUCUCUCAUGAAUAUACAAACCAUGCAGUCCCAUGAACAUUUACUACAUCAUGCUCAUACACAAAAUAAUCCAUUCAAUUCACCGCUGAAUCGAAUGCCAAUGGUUGAUUUUCAAUCUACUCAUCUUAAUCGUCUUAUGAAUCAUUCUAACUUAAAUAAACGAAAUUAUCCACUGCAAUUAACUGUAAAUCAAGUAUCCCGUGAAUUAAAUAUAUCACCUCGAUCACCACAAAUUUCACCGCCUCGAUUUAAUCAUCCACAAACAGCAGCAUUUACUGCAGCAGCCGCUGUAGCAGCUGUUCAACAAAAUUAUCCACAAACUUCAACUAUAUAUGAUUCAAUUGCAUAUCAAAAUCGUUUAUUUGAAAUGAAUGGUAUUAGUGCUAUCACUACGACGACUACGACUACUACUACCACCACUAUUACAGCUAGUAACAAUAGUAGUAUUAGUGAUGUAUCUUCAACAUUCCAAUCAUCAACUAACAUGUAUGAUACAUUUUCCAAUUUCUUACAUCAUACCAAUUGGCCAUCAUGGUAUAAUACAUCAUCAGCAGCAUCAUCAUUAACAUCAGAAACUACUGGCAAUCAUACAUCAUCUAUUCCUGUGGAUACAAACAUGAAUAUAAGAAAUUAUACCAAUAAUGGUGGUAAUAGUAAUUGUUUAACAGAAGCUGAUGAAGUCACAGAACAUUUAAAUUAUUGUAGUUUACCGAAUUUCCAUUUAUCGAAUGGUAUAGAUUGUGUUCAAUUUCAUCAAUCCAAUACAGAAUUGAAUAAAAGUAAUAGUAAGGAUAAUACUACUAAUAAUAGUACUACUACUAAUAGUAAUAAUAAUAAUAAUAAUAAUAAUAAUGAAGAACAUAUUUCGAAUGGUUCUCAUCACUCUUUAUUAUUAUCAAUGAAUUUGCAUAAUAGGAAUGUUUGUGAAUUGAAAAAACCAGAUCAUUUAUUACAUCAAAUGAAGCAGCAACAACAAGAAGAACAACAACGACGACAACAGCAAGGACAACAGGAACAAUCCCUUAUAAAGAAUAAUUAUGGUAACGAUGACGAUGAUGACGAUGAUGAUAAACAUAGUGAAUUCAAUUUACUUAUGAGAAAUUCAUCAAAAUUAUAUGAAUGUUUAGAUUCAGAAAUUGAAUUCCCUCAAGAGAAUAAUCAUAAUAAUCCUUUAAAUCAUAUUCCAAUAGAAUUGAAAAAGAAGGAGAUAACAAGAUCAGAUCCAAUAAUCCAUUCAACAAUGGAACAUCAAUUAGAUCAAUCAAGACUAAAUCUAGAAUCAUUCACAGUAAUGAAUUCACCUAAUCAAACUUUUUUACAACAAAAAGCUCAGUGUACUAAACAACAACUUUCAAACUCACACUACAAUUCAGUUGGUACUACUAUGACUACUACUGAUAAUAUUAAUAGUAGUAGUCGUAGUAGUAAUAGUAGUACUCCUAUUACUACCAUUACCAUUAGUCCUACUAAUGAUCUAGUUAAAAUAUGUUCAACCCCUAUGGAAAUAUUAAUGAAAACUUAUGGUAGUAAAGAUAAUUUUUCAAAAUUAUCAUCGAAACAGAAUUUAUUACAAUUUACUAAUCAUUCACAUUCACAACCACCACUACCACCACAGCAACACCAGCAACAUAAUACUAAUAACUAUUCAGAAAUCAAUCAUACACUAAUUAAUUCCUUAACAUCAACAUCAAUCAUGAAUUCAAUGGAUCAUUAUCAUCAUAAUCAACAUAAAAUAGAUGAAAAAUUAAAUGAUACUAAAAAACCAGGAAGAAAUAGAACAACUUUUACACCGGAACAAUUAGAGAUACUUGAAGAAGAAUUUGAACGUACACAUUAUCCUGAUUUAAUGAUACGUGAACAAUUAGCUGAAUCAAUGUUAAUACCAGAAUCCCGAAUACAAGUAUGGUUUUCAAAUCGUCGUGCAAAAUGGCGGCGUGAAGGUAAAGAAUUACAUAACAAUAAACAAGAUCAAUCUAAUUCACCAAGUUUAGAUGAUAAUAAUCAUAGUAAUGAUCAACAAUAUAAUCAAUAUUCAAUAAUCAAUAAUAAUAAAAUACAAGAUUAUCCAAUAAUCAAUAAUAAUAAUAAUCACCAUCAUCAUAAUGAACGAACCAAUCAACAUUCUUCUUCUUCUUCUUCUUCAAUUUCUUUGUCAACUCCUUCUACUUCUACUUCUUCUUCUACCUAUUAUGAUUAUCAUCAAUUAAUUAUUCAACAAAAUAAACAAAAACAAGAACAUAUAAAUAUGAUUAGAAAAGAAUAUGGUAAUAUGAAUUGGACUUAUAUGUCUACACCAAUACAUCAUGAUCUUCCAUCACCUAAAAAACUAUUCAAUUAUUCUGAACCAUUUGAUACCUUAAAUGAUAUACCGCGCAAUUCAAAUUCAAUUUCUAAUCAUGAAACAGGAACUUAUACUAUUUUAAAUGAUGUAACACGUUUAAAUUCAUUGACCAAUACUCAUUUAAACAAAUUAAAACAUAUAGAUAGUUUAAGUGAAAAUGGCUUGACAACAAAAAUGGAUAUAAACAAUACCAUUACAUUAACUAAUCAUUAUAAUGAUACAGAUCAUAAUGAUGAUCUAGAUCAAAGACAUAUACAAAAUAUUAAACAUGAUCGUAUAUCAAUGAUAAAUUCAGAUUUUACUAAACUAAACUGUUUAUCCUAUAAUAAUCAUUCAUUAGAGACAAUUAAUUCCGAGAAUACCAUUACAAAUAAUCAUAAUAGUGAUCAUAAUCAUAUAAGUAGUUUAAUGAGUAGUAUAAAUACAUUAAAUAGAAAUGAUUCAUUUGAUCUAACUUCAAAUCAAGAAAGACAAAUUGAUAUAGAAUUAAUUGAUAAAAUACAAUCAAAUCAGCUAGAUUAUCAACCAAUAUGGUUGAAUUCAACAGAUCAAAUACAUAAUUAUAAAACAGAUUCAAUAAAUCCUACAUUAUGGUAUGGAAUGACAUAUCCUCAACCAAGUACAUUAUCUACUGAUUCUGGUAUUGGUUCACCACCACUCCCACCACCACCAUCAUCAUCAUCAUCAUCGUCUAUGCUGUCUAAUAGUGGUAUCAUUGGUAAAUCACAUAUAUCUAUUGGAUAUGAUAAUGGAUCAACUAAUUGUCUAUUACCACAAAUACUUCCUGAUACAUCAUCUCAAUUAUCUUCUAUGGCUGUAGCAGCUGCAGCGGCUGUUGUAGCUUGGAAUAAUAACAAUAAUAAUUCAAAUUUUAUUCACAAUCAAACCGCAACACCUAAAUUAACAAUAACAUCUAAUGAAUAUGAUGUCAUAUUGAAUUCUCAUGAAUCUACACCGAUUAAUUAUGGAUAUUUAGAUAGAAUUAAUUCAGAAUUUAAUACUUCUACAUCUUCAAUGUGUGCACCACCUUCAUGUUGUUCUACUUCCACUUCUUCUACUUCCACUUCUUCGUCUUCUCCGUUAGCCUCUACAUCUUCAUUAUCCUUAUCACAAUCAUCGACUUCUUCAUGUUCUACACAUAAUAACAAUACUAUAAUUAAUUUUGAUUUAAGUAGUAUAGUUGGUCAAACCCCUCAUGUAAACACCAAUACUAAUGCUGAUAAUACUGAUAAUAAUAUAAGUAGUAUGAAUAACAGUUAUUAUGAUUUUUCACGUUAUUUUCAUUAA